UGCUGGGGAUAUGACGCUCGAGGUCUGCUCCCUCUUCAACACCGGGUUUUCGACUUUUUUUAUCUUAUUUUUUUUGUACCACUGUAUUUUGAGGUCACCGUGCAGAGUACCGAAAACAAUGAAUCUUUGAAUGUGGGCUUAGUUCUUUUUCAACGAGUCUCCAAAGACGUGCCACUCCUUUUUGGAGCAUUGUCGGAAGGGCUACUACGACCUAUGUCUGUUCAACCGAAUUCAGAAGGGUUUGUGGGUGCAAUGCGGUGAUCCAACGUCAACAGGGCGAGGAGGUGAGUCAAUCUAUGGGUACGGCUCAGGAGAGCUUCUACAUAAGGUUGAUGCCUAUGAGACAAUACUCAUGUCACGAAUACUCGGAACAUUGUGGUCUCUCUCCUCUGGGUGGUAGACUUCUAAUAGAGCAAUAUCACUGUGCGUCGGGAAUGUCAGUGCAGACCAACUUUUGAGGACGAACUUUCUCAUUUGAAGCACAAUAAGGCUGGCGUGGUAUCUAUGUGCAACAAACGAAAGCCCGAUACCAAUGGCAGCCAAUUUUACAUCACUCUUGGUCCUUGCCCUUGGCUCGAUGGUAUUAGAUUCUUUACUUUCUCAGAGAUGCCCCAUAACAGAUGUGCAGCUUGCGAUGAAGGACCGCAAUUUUAAUCUCUCACCUGACAACACCGUUUUAGGGCUCCACACCAUCUUUGCCCAAGUAGUCAAGGGAUUAGACGUUCUGAGGCGCAUGAACGUCCUGGUCGUAAACAAAUACGAUCGACCUAACAAGCUCACCAAACUCAUACGAACGCUGGUGGUGGAAAGACCGCGGCACUACGAGUGGCGCCCAUAUGCUGAAAGCUAUGGAUGUUUCAAUUUGAAAGGAUCACAUCUUGCGGGGAAAGUGGAACCGGGUAUUUCGGUUCGAAAAAAAAAACUGGAACGAGGCAGCUUCAAAGUUGUAAAACGAGUUUCUGCAGCUUUUGUCAAACCAACCCACCAAGGCGGCUGGGAAGUUUACAGGAAGCGUGCAUUCUAGAGAUCAACCAGAUUUUGGUCAUGUAUAUCUACAUGAAACGGACUCAUUAUUCGCCAUUUAAUCUCUUCGUUAAGCUGUCACUAUAUGCAUCUACAUCCGAUUUCACAGGCAUCAAAAGGAUCACUCAAGCGGUUACUCGAAAAAAUGUUCAACAUUAGUAUACAAGGUACAAGAUCAAUACAAUCCUCAUGCAGAAGGAUUUGAUGGGGUUUAAUGCAUAUCAGGAAGCACCCACAGAAUGCUACUAUCAACACAAUCGAACCGCCAAAAAACUCCUAUCAGUUUCUACAGCGUUGAGCGCUUCGACAAAAAAAAAAUAUGGUCGUUUGUUCUAGAAUGAGGAUUAUAAAAUGAAUUAUUCAUCGUCAAAAGAAUUGGCUAAUGUACAUCUCUACUCAGGCAGAGCCGAGUUAUUGAUUCUCAAUAAUUUAGAAGCGUG
This is a messenger RNA of Physcomitrium patens, 1463 nucleotides long. RefSeq lists its product as uncharacterized. The record is from RefSeq and is a predicted model, not a curated record. Lineage: Eukaryota; Viridiplantae; Streptophyta; Bryopsida; Funariales; Funariaceae.